UCAAAUCCAAGAUGGCGGGCAUUCAAGCUUUGGUCAAUGCUUAUGGCGAGAACAGUGAUUCAGAAGGAAAUGACAGCCCUAAUGAAGAAAUAACUGAAGAUCAUACAGCUCACCUCAAACCUGGAUCCUCUAUUGAUAGUCUGAAGUCAAAAUUUCAAUUGGAUUGCGCUCCGACAGUUAUAAAUAAGAAAGAUAUUGGAACGACAAGAAAAGUUGAAAAGUCUUCAAAAGAAAUCCUGUAUAAUGCUAAAUAUGAGGAGUUGUUUGCCCCUGAGGUUGGACCUCAAAAUCCUAACAAGACACGUCAACAAAAUGCAGCAAAAAACAUGUUGUCAGGUUAUGUAGAAGAGUCACACAUGAGUGAUUUCACCUUUGAAAACCAGAGAAAAACCUUUACUAGUUAUGGUUAUGCUUUGGAUCCAAGUGCAGACAAUAAUCCAGCAGCUGGGUCAAGUUUUGUUGGAGACAUUGAAAAAUGCAAUGAACUGAAAGGAGGAACAGUAUUUGAGAGCAGUAAAGUACGAACAGGAGAUAAAAGAAAAAGAGAAGGUCCUGGAGAUCCUGGGGACAUUGAGGGCUACAAGGGACCAUGGGCACCUUUUAUUGAUGAGUCUAAGAGCUCCAAGCCAUCUGAGGAGGAAGCUGAAAAGCUUGAGGAGUUUGAGUUAGCCAAGCAGAAAAGAAGCAAGAAAGAAGAAAUCAAAAGUGUUGAAGAGAAAAGUACUUUGCAUGUUAAAGAUGCUGUUGAUUACCAGGGACGUUCAUAUCUACACAUACCUAAAGAUCUUGAUGUCAGACUAGAUACCGACGAACCACCAGAGAGGUGUUAUCUACCCAAGAAACACAUUCAUACUUGGACUGGUCAUACCAAAGGUGUUUCCGCCGUCCGUCUCUUCCCAGUAUCAGGUCAUCUUCUCCUGUCUUGUAGUAUGGAUUGUAAAGUCAAGCUGUGGGAGRUCUAUAACAACAGGAGGUGUCUUAGAACGUUUACAGGACAUAAUAAGGCAGUAAGGGAUAUCUGUUUCAACAACAGUGGAUCUCAAUUCCUUACAGCAGCKUACGACAGAUAUGUCAAACUAUGGGACACUGAGACAGGUGAAUGCAUUGGACGGUUCACCAACAGAAAGAUUCCAUACUGUGUCAAGUUUAACCCAGAUGAGGACAAGCAGCACUUGUUUGUGUGCGGAACUUCUGACAAGAAGAUUCUAACGUGGGAUAUCAGAGCUAAUGAAAUAGUUCAAGAGUACGACAGACAUCUUGGGGCUGUUAAUUCGAUUACCUUUGUGGAUCAAAAUCGUCGAUUUGUUUCUACGUCAGAUGAUAAAAGUAUUAGAGUAUGGGAAUGGGAUGUUCCUGUCGACUUCAAGUACAUCGCAGAGCCUUCCAUGCACUCCAUGCCUGCUGUUGCACUGCACCCCAAUGAAAAGUGGUUGGCGUGUCAGUCCAUGGAUAAUCAAAUACUUAUUUUUGGAGUUCAAAAUCGCUUUCGGCUGAACAGAAAGAAAAUAUUCAAAGGUCACAUGGUGGCUGGAUAUGCCUGCAAGCCUAGYUUUUCUCCCGACGGAGCUUACGUAAUUUCUGGUGAUGCUGAUGGAAAACUCAAUAUUUGGGACUGGAAAUCCACCAAAUUAUAUUGCAAGUUCAAGGCACACGACGGUGUUUGUAUCGACUGCGAGUGGCACCCACACGAAACAUCCAAGGUCAUCACGUGCGGAUGGGAYGGGGUUAUAAAGUUAUGGGACUAGACGUACAGACCAGAGAUAUGAGUAUGACUGCCGCCAAUCCACAUGAAAUAAUGUGUAUUUGACAUACAAAUGGUUUCUGGUCGUAAGACUCGACAUUGAAAUGGCUUUCUUGGCCUAAAGUUAUUGAACAUGCAGGGUCAUAAAAUAAAAGUUAGGGAACUUAAAGGCCACAGAUAUGAGUAUAUUCCAUAUGRAAUGAUAWGUAUUUGACAUACAAAUGGCUUUAGGUCACAAGACUUGGCACYGAAGAGGCUUUCUUGACCAAAAGUUCCUUACGUUAUUUUAGCUGCAGGUGGGACGGAGUUAUUUUAAGUUAUGGGMCUUARAGACCACAGAUAUAAGUAUGAUAWUCUACAUGGACUAAUAUAUAUUUGACAUACAAAUGGCUUCCGGUAGAGAGAACUCGACACUGAAAAGGAUGUCUUAUGUGUAUGGAAACUCUAAACCACAACAUCUGAAACCAUACUAGCGUAACUACCAUUUCAUUGGCUUAGAACCUGGAAAAUCAACAUCAUUGGCUUCAAAACUGCAUGCGGCAUACAAAUGGCUUCCUGACACGAGAUUCGACAUUGAAUUGGCUUUUUGUAUCGAAAAUCCCCACUGUAUAUUUUAAAAAUUAGAAUAGAAUUAGUCUAAUAUCUAUUUCACGGGUUUAAUACCUACACUCUAAUGGCUUUUUGUACUAACAGUGACUGCACUUAAGUGGCUUUUGGGAUUUUCAAGUGGGGCAAAACAGGAAAAGUUAAUGACGCUGUAUAUACCAACUAUUAAAUAAAUUUUUUUUAAAAAUA
Messenger RNA from Actinia tenebrosa (Australian red waratah sea anemone), 2536 nucleotides. Its product is annotated as pre-mRNA-processing factor 17. NCBI's taxonomy places the organism in Eukaryota, Metazoa, Cnidaria, Anthozoa, Actiniaria, Actiniidae. Gene Ontology annotation, molecular function: protein binding; mRNA binding. The record is from RefSeq and is a predicted model, not a curated record. Gene Ontology annotation, cellular component: catalytic step 2 spliceosome. Gene Ontology annotation, biological process: mRNA splicing, via spliceosome.